Molecule: messenger RNA, 428 nt
Organism: Acanthoscelides obtectus
Lineage: Eukaryota; Metazoa; Arthropoda; Insecta; Coleoptera; Chrysomelidae
Source: the annotation of a GenBank genome assembly
GACAUGAAGAAACAAUAAAACAGAUUAACAGAUGCGAUAAUAGCAGAUGAAACAACGGACAUUUCGGGGAAAACCCAACUGGUAACAAUUUUCAGAUACGUAUUUAACGGCGAACCAGUAGAACGUUUUUGGAAUUAUAUGAAUGCAAAAAUUAAACAAAGAUAUCCAUUGACUCACUAUGUGAAUUGCUAUGCGCAUCAGUUGAACCUUAUUAUGUCCCAAGCUGCUUCCGCGAAUGCUCAAGUCCGGGUGUUCUUUGGGGAUUUGAAAGAUAUUCCGAGAUUUUUUAAUAAUUCUCGUCAACGCGUAGAGGUAAUGAACAGAAUUGUGAGGAAAAAAUUCUCCAAGGAGCAACAACUCAAAGGAAUUUUAAUAUUCGAAGAACAAAUGUAGUGUUUGAGAAUAGAGAAUCACUCAUUGAAUGAAUG